AAUAAUUCUCUUAAUUUUAGUAAUCAUUUUAAAGUAAGUGAUUUCUAUAUUUUAUUUACAAAUAUUAAUUGCUCUGUCAAGUAAAUUAAGCAAAGUCAUAUUGGAAUCAUAUAUUAUUUGUUAUGAUUAACUAUUAUGGCAGUUUCCGACGUAUCCGAUAAAUGCUUGGAAUAUGAAACACAUUUUCGUACAAUAAUUCAUUUAGAUAUGGAUUGCUAUUAUGCGCAAGUGGAGAUGAUUAAAAAUCCGCUUCUUAGAACUGUUCCAUUGGGCGUGCAGCAAAAAAAUAUUGUUGUAACUAGUAAUUACAUUGCACGAGAGUAUGGUGUAACAAAAUGUAUGCCAGUGGUUGACGCUAAAAAAUUAUGUCCAAAUCUAACAUUAGUAUGCGGAGAAGAUUUGCAAGAUUAUCGUAAGAUGUCUAAUAAGGUUACAGCAAUUUUACAAAAAUUUACUAGUCAAGUCGAAAGGUUGGGUUUAGAUGAGAACUUUCUUGAUGUUACUGAACUUGUCAAUGAACGAAUCCAAAAAAGUAGCGAAUCUGAUUUCAUAGAAGGUUUUAUUUAUUCCGGUAGUGGAGAAUUGGAGAAAUGCAUUUGUGGAUGUCAUAAUCGUCUUAGAGUUGGUGCAUUUCUAGCCAAUGAAAUUAGAAAUUCAAUAAAAAAAGAGCUUGGACUUACGUGUUGUGCUGGUAUAUCUCAUAAUAAGUUACUGUCAAAAUUAGUUGGAUCAAAAAACAAACCUAAUAUGCAAACAGUUUUAAGUCCGUGCAGUGUAGGGGAUUUAUUGUCUUCAUUAGAUAGUUUGCAAUCGAUUCCAGGAAUUGGUGUACGUACUGCUGAAAUUUUGAGAGAAAAUUCAAAAAGAUUAAAAGCCUUAUGUUUUGGUAAAGACGAUUCACCCGUUGCUGUAACUAGAAAACCUCAUUCAAUUGGUUUGGAAGAUAGCUGUGAGGCACUCAGUGUGAAAAGUCAAGUGGAAGAAAAAUUACAUGUACUUUUGAAACGAUUAUUAGAACUUCAAAAUGAAGAUGGUAGAAUGCCUCUUGCUAUAAAAUUAAUAUUAAGGAAAAAAGACAAUAAAAAUAACUUCAUUAGAGAAACCAAACAAUGCAGUUUGCCAUCAUCAUUAUUUGCGCAGUCUGAAAAUAAUCUAAGCACGAGGCCAGGAGGCUAUGAAAAAAUCUUAUUUUCAGUUAUGCGACUGUUUAACCGCCUUGUAGAUAUUACCAAACCUUUUCAUAUAACUCUUGUUGGUCUUGCCUUCAUAAAGUUUCAAGAACGAAAAACUGGUCACUAUUCUAUAGCUUCAUAUCUAAUGAAAAAUAUAUCAGUCCAAUCAAUAACCAGUUUUAAGAAUGUACUAGGAGAAUCACCACCAUCACCUAUGGAUCUUUCUAAAAAUGAAACUGAUAUUAGUACUGAUAAUUCUGAUACAGAUACAGAGCCAUCCCCAAAAAAAGCGAAGGUUGGCCUUCUUAUGGCAAAACGAAGUUGUAUUCAUUUUGGUGAAGUAUCCUCUCCGUCUAAAUUAAAUGUGUCAAGGCUUAGAUUGAAUUCCAUAGAUAAAGAUUCAGCUUCAGAACACUGUACGGAAAUCGCACUGGAAUCUUGCUCUAACGAUAUUAGAAACAUCUCUUGUUGGAAGAAAUCUAUUGUAUCUAAACGAAAUAAUAGCAUAGGUGCAAUCAUAAUUACAAAUAAAUAAACACUUUUUUUCUAUGAAUCAAUUAAAAUAUGAUUUUUAUUCAAUAUUAUGUUGAUUUUCAUAACAUAUGGUUUUGGUCAUUGGAAAUA
Ctenocephalides felis (cat flea) is the source of this 1796-nucleotide messenger RNA. RefSeq names its product DNA polymerase iota (gene PolI). The transcript is spliced from 2 exons. Bases 136 to 1707 code for a protein of 523 amino acids. Lineage: Eukaryota; Metazoa; Arthropoda; Insecta; Siphonaptera; Pulicidae. Gene Ontology annotation, biological process: translesion synthesis. Gene Ontology annotation, molecular function: damaged DNA binding; DNA-directed DNA polymerase activity. The record is from RefSeq and is a predicted model, not a curated record.